UUAUAAGCAUCUCUCCUGUGUGGUGUAAGCUAACAGUGAAGGCCUAUGCUGCUAUAUUCUAAUGUUGGUCAUCAUUGUGGUACUCAGGGAGCUCAGUCUUUUCUCAGGUGGUACAGAGUACAACAAGUUUGAGAACCACUGCUCUACAUUCGCUCGUGUGGGUUAAAUAACUGCAAAAGUCCAGCCAACUUAUAAUGUGCAGGACAUAAAACACAUUAUUGGAACAACCAACAAUAACAGGACACAAAAGUGGACAGACUGUAAUAUUACAGGAGGAGUCAGUCUGUCAGAAGCAGAACAGAAAAGAAUAUCAGUAAAACUUUUAUUUUACAGCUUUACAGCUCAUCACCACGGUGCGCAAAGUGUGUAGUUCUGUGGAGGAAAAUAUGUCCCUUUAACUGGAGUGCGCUCUUCUGCUGACUCUGUGACUUUCCCCUCCCUCCUAUAUAAACGCAGAGCCCCACCAUCUGCAGUCACUUCUCCUCUGAUUCGGUCAACAUGAGUUUUACGGCGGAGCAUCACUUCUUCGGGCCGACUUCGUACCGCAAGGCUCGUGCGGUGUCCGUGUCCUCCAGCGGUUUCCACUCACAGCGCCGCCGCCUCACCUAUAGUCAGCCGUCCACCGCCGAGAGUCUGGACGCCUACAACGGAGACAUGACCAGGAGGAGCGAGAAAGAGAUUCUGCAGGCUCUCAACGACCGCUUUGCCGGUUACAUAGAUAAGGUGCGCAACCUGGAGAUGCACAACCGCAACCUAGAGGCAGAAGCCGCGGCUCUGCGCCAGAGCCAGGCAGGGCGCGCCUCCAUUGGAGAGCAGUACGAACAGGAGCUGAGUGACCUGAGGAACAUCCUGCAGCAGCUGACCGGAGAGAAAGCCCGAACGGCUCUGGAGCAUGACCACCUGGAGGAGGACAUUCAGCAGCUAAGGGCCAGGCUUGAAGAUGAGGCGCGUAACCGGGAGGAGCUGGAAGCUGCAGCUAGAGCCAUGAAGAAGUAUGCCGAGGAGUGUCGUCUGGCUCGCCUGGAACUGGACAAGAAGCUGAGAGCCCUGGAGGACGAGGCAGUCUUUCUCAAGAAGAACCACGAAGAAGAAGUGUCCGAGCUCCUGGCCCAGAUUCAGGGAGCGGAGGUGAGCUUCGACAUGAGGGACUCUCUGAAGGCUGACGUUACCAGCGCACUGAGGGAGAUCCGAGCACAGCUGGACAGUCACGCAUCCAAGAGCACCACGCACGCCGAGGAGUGGUUCAAGGUGCGUAUGGAUCACCUGUCUGAAACUGCGAGGUCUAACCAGACUGCAAUCCGCACGACGCAGGAUGAGAUUGCAGACUACCGUCGACAGCUCCAAAACCGCACUAUUGAGCUGGAGACCCUCCGAGGAACCAAGGAGUCAUUGGAGAGGCAGCGUUUGGAGAGCGAAGACAGACACCAUGAUGAUCUCAACUCACUACAGGAGACCAUUAAUCAGCUGGAUAACGAGCUGAAAACCACCAAAUGGGAGAUGGCCAGCCAGCUGAAGGACUACCAGGACCUUCUGAAUGUAAAGAUGGCCCUGGAUAUUGAGAUUGCAGCUUACAGGAAGUUGUUAGAAGGAGAGGAGAAACGCUUUGUGCUGGGAGGAGGUGUGUACUCUUACCUGGAAGGCAGACUCUCUUCUCACCUAAAAAUGAAGGGAGAGGAGAUCUCAGACACAGUCAUAGUGGAGGAACAGACAGACGAGACCCAGGUGACAGAAGUAACCGAGGAGGCAGACGAGGAGGCAGACAAGGAGGAAAAAGAAGAAGAGGAGGAGGAAGAGGGAAAAGAAGAAGAAGAAACUAAAGAUGAGGGAGAGGAAGGCCAGGAGGAAGAAGAUAAUGAAGUUGAGGAAGAGGUAGAGGAAGAACAGGAAGAAGAAAAGGAGGAAGUAGCAGAUGACAAGAAGGAAAAAGAGGAGGCAGGCGAGUCUGAAUCACCAGAAAAGGCUGCAUCCCCUCCUUCAAAAUCCCCACAACCAGAAUCUCCUGUCAAAUCCCCAGAAUCUAAAUCUCCACAAAAAUCACCAGCUUCUAAAUCACCUGCUAAGUCACCUGCAGUCAAGUCCCCUGCAGGAGAUGAUUCAAAGUCACCUGCACCAAAGUCACCUGUGUCAAAAUCCCCACCCAGUAAAUCCCCUGAAGCCAAAUCUCCUUGCCCUAAAACCCCAGAACCAAAGUAUCCAGAGAAGGAAAAACCAGCCCCUGGCAAAGAUAGUCCUAAAACUGAGAAAAAGGAGGAGAAACAUCAGCCCAAGGAAGAUAAGAAAGAAAAAGAAGAGCCUGUAAAGGAGGAGAAGAAGGAGACACCCAAAGUGCAAGAGCCAGAGGAGAAAGCAGACAAAGCUGACUCAAAGAAGGAGAGCAAAGAGGAAACUACAAAAAAGGAUGAUGCUUCAAAAACUGCUCCCAGCAAGCCUGCAGAAGGCAAACCCACCCCAAAGACUGAGGCUAAAGAAAGCAGUGCCUCUGCCAAGGAGAAGCCCACUGCUCCAAAAGCAGAGAAGGCAGAACCUGAAGCAAAGCCUGCCUCUAAGGUAGAACCAGAGAAAAAAGAGAGCAAGACUGGAGAGAAGGAGCCCGAGAAGCCAGCGCCUAAAGCUGAGCCUGAAAAGGCUGAGACAAAAAAAGAGGAAAAACCAUCCCCAAAACCAUCUCCCGAAAAAACAGACACGAAAAAAGAGGAGAAACCAGCUCCCAAAGUUGAGCCUGAAAAAACAGACACGGAAAAAGAAAAAAAAACAGCUCCUAAAGCUGAGCCUGAAAAAACAGAGGUGAAAAAGGAGGAAACGCCUGCUCCUAAAGCCGAGUCUGACAAAGCAGAGAGCAAAAAAGAUGACAAGAAGACAGAGGAGAAAAAGGACACAAGUAAAGAAGAAAGCAAGGCGGUGAAAGAUGCAGGAAAGGCAGAAAAAUCAUCUGCCACUGAAUCAAAGGAGACAAAGGAGGAGAAGACCAAGAAGUAAAAGUGAGAAGCCGUGGUGGAGAUGCCAAAGAACCUCUAAGGGUGGGCAAGGUAGAGACGCUGGAGGUUUCCAGGUGUCCACAGACUGACACCGAAGUGUUUCAAUAAUGCAGGUAAUGGUAUGUAAGCAAUAGUGCUUUCUGUAGCAAAUAAUCCCCCGCUGCCCAUGUAUGACCAUGACUCUCCCUGAUGCUUCUGAUGUAACUGUAGUGAAUGCUGAAUGCUCUAAGCUCCUCAUCUGAAUGUGACGACUGCCUCUAACAAAUAAGUGCAUCUACACUAGAAACGCACUGACAGGGACUGCAGGGGUCGCUGUAACACAUCUUCUACAUUUCACGAUGUAAAAAAUCAUGUCAAGUUUAAGUUUGUGACAGAUGUCUAUUUAAAGAGAUACAAAUGUCUAUAUUAUAUUUACAGAUACACUUCACUGACGAAAGACUUGAAUUUUGCUUGUUGUGCACCUUAACGCAGCUUCUCGUACCAGGUGAACUGCAUUGUCUCACUCCUCUGGUCUGCAGUGCUACGACAAUGAUGACUGUGCUAUGUAUAAACUGAGAAUAUGCAAUACGAAACAGCUAAUAAAGGAGGAAAAAUGAAAAGCUA
Messenger RNA from Cynoglossus semilaevis (tongue sole), 3578 nucleotides. Its product is annotated as neurofilament heavy polypeptide. The transcript is spliced from 4 exons. NCBI's taxonomy places the organism in Eukaryota, Metazoa, Chordata, Actinopteri, Pleuronectiformes, Cynoglossidae. Bases 499 to 2976 code for a protein of 825 amino acids. Gene Ontology annotation, cellular component: neurofilament; axon. Gene Ontology annotation, molecular function: structural constituent of postsynaptic intermediate filament cytoskeleton. Gene Ontology annotation, biological process: intermediate filament bundle assembly; axon development. The record is from RefSeq and is a predicted model, not a curated record.